AUGCAUCUGGAAGAAAUGGGUGAACAGCAUCCACUUUUUACAUGUAAAGCACAUAUAUUUCAGGUUGAUUCAGAAACACGAAAAUCAUGGGUACAGUUAUCGAUCGGGGCUGUAAAUGUUCAAAUAUUUCAUGAUAGUGUUAAAAAUAUUUAUCGAAUUCUAUCGAUUGAAAAUUCUCAGUCGGAAGCAGAUUGGUCGGUAUAUUCAAAUGAUGAACAGUUAAAAUAUGAGAAUGAUUCUUUAAAACUGGCAUUAACACAAAGCUCUCAGAAUGCAAAACAGUGGCAAAAUGACUUGGAAACUUUGCGAAAUAACAAUGUUAAACUGACAACGGCACUUCAAGAAAGUCAUUCAAAUGUUGAAGAAUGGAAACGUCAAUUACAAUUUUAUCGUGAUGAAUGUUCACGACUUCGACUAAUGGUAGCCAAUCACACAGUUGGUAGUACAUCAAGUGGCCAUAAUGCCCAAGAAUUGAAAAGUCUUUUGGACGCAGCUGAUCAACGAAAUAAAGAGCAAGAACAGAAAAUGUUCGCACUUGAAAAUCAAGUACAAAAGUACAUGUCACAAAUCGGAACAUUACAAAGUCGACUAUCGUCGGUUGAAUCAAAUAAUUAUAGUUUAAAUACAGAAUUAAAGUUAUUACACCGUCAAACACCGCAGCGUGAUAAUGUUGUUAUUAGUGGCACGUCACGAUCUCGUCCUAUGUCACCGGGUAAUAAUGUGAAUAAUCAUCGGCAUAAACUAGUAAGUAUGAAUGAAUUAUUUAUAACAAAAUCACAAGAUUUUCAUGAUACAAUUCAAGCAAAAUCUCAAGAUUUACAACGUUUAUGUCAACAAAUAUCUCAAAGUGUUGCCGAAUUAUAA
This is a messenger RNA of Didymodactylos carnosus, 864 nucleotides long. NCBI's taxonomy places the organism in Eukaryota, Metazoa, Rotifera, Eurotatoria, Philodinida, Philodinidae. The record is from the annotation of a GenBank genome assembly.